Lodderomyces oxycetoniae is the source of this 852-nucleotide messenger RNA. Its product is annotated as SDR family oxidoreductase. The transcript has a single exon. Gene Ontology annotation, molecular function: oxidoreductase activity, acting on NAD(P)H, oxygen as acceptor. The record is from RefSeq and is a predicted model, not a curated record. Gene Ontology annotation, cellular component: intracellular anatomical structure. The coding region runs from base 1 to 852 and encodes 283 amino acids. Lineage: Eukaryota; Fungi; Ascomycota; Pichiomycetes; Serinales; Debaryomycetaceae.
AUGAGCUCUUCAACCAACGAUAUAAUUUCCUACUGCAACCCGGAUUUGGGACCAUUGCCAACUAAACCACCUUCAUUAGAUACUGACAUUCUAUCCUUGUUUUCUCUCAAGGGCAAGACUGCUUCGGUUACUGGGUCGUCUGGUGGUAUUGGUUGGGCUGUAGCAGAAGGGUAUGCACAAGCAGGUGCAAACGUUGCAAUCUGGUAUAAUAGCCACCCCGCGGACGACAAAGCCAAGUACCUUGAAGAGAAAUACGGAAUCAAGUCGAAAGCUUACAAAUGCAAUAUUAGCAAUGCCGACGAUAUUUUACGUGUUGUUAAGGAGCAAGUUGCUGAGUUUGGAACAAUUGAUAUCUUUGUUGCAAAUGCUGGUGUUGCAUGGACCGAUGGGCCAUUGAUCAAUCAGCCAAAUUUGGACAAGUGGAAUCAAGUCGUGGAUACUGAUUUAAAUAGUGUCGCUUACUGUGCAUACGCUAUUGGGCCAAUAUUCAAAAAACAAGGCAAGGGCUCAAUGGUUAUUACCGCGUCAAUGUCGGCAUCAAUUGUCAAUGUGCCUCAAUUACAAGCGGCAUAUAAUGCAGCAAAAGCUGGCGUAAAGCAUUUAUCAAAAUCGUUGGCGGUAGAAUGGGCUCCAUUUGCCAGAGUUAAUACAGUUUCCCCAGGUUACAUUGCAACUCAUUUAUCAGCAUUUGCUGAUCCGGCUGUUAAAGCAAAAUGGGAGCAAUUGACUCCAUUAGGUAGAGAAGGUACUACUAAAGAGUUGGUGGGGGCCUAUCUAUAUUUGGCUUCAGACGCCGCUUCGUUUACUACGGGUUGCGACUUGGCUGUUGAUGGAGGCUACACUGUACCAUAA